UCAUAUAAUGCAAAAUUGCCUGUAGUUUGCUGCAACUCUGUACUUUUUAAUUUAAAUUAAAGAAUUAUGAAUUAUUGUAAAAUCCUUAAUACCAUAAAAAGUAAACCGUUAGUUCCCCGCUUUCAGUCAUACAGUUUUGCUUGCAAUAAAGUGCUAGACAGAAGAAGAUAUGAGCGUUCUAGUGGUGCUAAAAAAUAUUUGUUUGAUAAAACAAUACUAUUUCCGAUUGGUAACCACGAAAGGAGUAUAUCGAUAGACGGAAUUGUGAAAUGGCAAGAGCAAACGUACAACAGUAUAGCUAAUAGCAGUCUAGUGAAUUGCAUGCAAGACGGAUUGUUGUAUUUCCAUGAAACUACUGGCCUUACUUGGUCGGUAACAAUUAUCACAUCUACAAUACUGAUUCGCGCACUUAUGACUUUGCCCCUCACAAUUUACCAGAACUACAUUUUAGCUAAAGUUGAAAACAUUGGAUUAGAGUUGAAAGACAUGGUGAAUGAGCUGAAAAAGGAGACAGCUGUAGCUAGGAAGAUGUAUAAUCUAAGUGACAAGCAAACUGUACUAAUAUUUAAAAGGUCACUCAAAAAGCAGUGGAGAAAUCUUAUUGAGAGAGAUAAUUGUCAUCCAUUGAAAGCAACAAUAGUGAUAUGGUUUCAAAUACCAAUUUGGGUGUGCAUAUCAUUUGCGAUCAGAAAUCUAGUUAACAUGCAAAGAUCUGAUCCAUCUGCACUGGUUACAUUAAUGGAAUUACAAGUUGGUGGGUUUGGUUGGAUUCCAAACUUGACAGAGCCUGAUCAUUCUCUUAUACUCCCAGUAAUGUUUGGUUUGACUAAUCUGGCCAUUAUUGAAAUACAAAGAAUGUCUAAAUUGCGAGAGCCAUCGAGAAUGUAUAACAUAUUCACUAAUGGUUUUAGGGUUUUCUCCAUAGUCAUGAUACCAGUUGCAGCAAGUGUACCAUCAUGUAUGUGUCUGUAUUGGACAACAUCAAGUCUAUUUGGCCUAGUUCAGAACUUGUGUUUGUUAUCACCUUCCUUAAGAAGAAAGUUAAAAAUACCAGAAUGUCCAAGUGAAAUUGAAAAUCCUUAUAGUCAUAUGAAAGAAGAAAUAACUCAUAGAAUAAGAAAAGUUUUACCUUAGUAAUAAAAUACAGUGGACCCCCGGUAGUCCGGCCCCUGUCUAAUCCGGCGCCCCCUGUAAUCCGACAUGGUCAAUUAUUUAUUAUUGAAUACAUAUUUGCUAAGCAUGAUUGAACAAGUUACAACUUGUACGCACCAUCACUAUUGUGGUUGGAUUACAAGGUACUCUUUUGGAAAAAAAUCUGGACUAUAGGGGUUCUUAGGCAGUACUCUAUAAUCCGACGAAUUAGAUAGUUCGAAACUGCCCUGCAAAAUGUUUGUCGGACUACUGGGGGUCCACUAUAGUUAAUCUGGUUUUAAGUUAAUAUUUUAUAUAUUACAGACUCCAAUUAUAGCUUCAAUUUAUUCAUCUGGCCGUGAUGAGCAAAACUUUAGUA
Pararge aegeria (speckled wood butterfly) is the source of this 1510-nucleotide messenger RNA. RefSeq names its product cytochrome c oxidase assembly protein COX18, mitochondrial. Lineage: Eukaryota; Metazoa; Arthropoda; Insecta; Lepidoptera; Nymphalidae. Gene Ontology annotation, molecular function: membrane insertase activity. Gene Ontology annotation, cellular component: mitochondrial inner membrane. The record is from RefSeq and is a predicted model, not a curated record. The transcript has a single exon. Gene Ontology annotation, biological process: protein insertion into mitochondrial inner membrane from matrix; mitochondrial respiratory chain complex IV assembly. Bases 67 to 1134 code for a protein of 355 amino acids.